AUGCCCGGUACAAGCCAGCGCUGUGAAGAACACAGUAUUGCACAAAACAAUCAAGUAUGGUUACAGUUAAGAUGGUUUUCCUAUUUAACUGUAACAAUGUCAUAUGAUUUAAAUAAUUUUCCAAAAAUACUUACCCAAUCACAUAAUCUCACAUUUAAUACCAGUGAUAUCGCUCAGCUGACGUGUCAUGUAACACAAUUGGGCUCACAUCAUGUUACAUGGUUGAAAUACGAUUCAACAAAUUUGCAUCUGCCUCCUCAACCUUUAGCUGUUGGACAAACACUAUUUACCGUUGAUAAACGCUAUUCCAUUUUGUCAUAUGCAACGUCAGAUAUCGAUACCUAUUGGACGUUGGAAAUAUAUCAGAUACAAACAAGUGACGAAGGAUUGUAUGAAUGUAAGAUUAAUAAUAGAAAAGUUAGUGUAUCAAGCAAAGUAACAGUAACAGUACAAGUUCCAAUGGAAAUUCAUCCAUCGAAUUUAUACGCGGAACCGGGGACACGUGUGGCUCUCUAUUGUAACGUCUACAUCAAUGAACCACAAAAUAUUUCACCAGCGUUAUUAUCAAUGUCACCAUCGAUAACGUGGCGUUUUAAUGAAAGUCGUAUCGAGCGUUUAAACGAUGUUAUAGCGACUCCAAAACACGAAAAUAACAUGUCGAUAAGUCAUCUAAUUAUUCGUAAAGCUCAAAUAUUUCAUAGUGGACUAUGGACAUGUAAUUAUAAAAGACAAAGGAGAAGUGCCAUAUUACAUAUUAAAAAAGGUAUAGAACGUGAACAUGAUCAUCAUCGAACAAGUGCAUUGUUAUCAUCAACAUCAUCAUCGACUUUAAAUUCAAAUUUUUAUGUUUUUCUACUCUAUAGUCUAUCGAUUAUUCUUUCCUACAUGCAAUAA
Didymodactylos carnosus is the source of this 894-nucleotide messenger RNA. NCBI's taxonomy places the organism in Eukaryota, Metazoa, Rotifera, Eurotatoria, Philodinida, Philodinidae. The record is from the annotation of a GenBank genome assembly.